This is a messenger RNA of Oncorhynchus tshawytscha (Chinook salmon), 2260 nucleotides long. RefSeq names its product eukaryotic translation elongation factor 1 alpha 1a (gene eef1a1a). The record is from RefSeq and is a predicted model, not a curated record. The transcript has 8 exons. Bases 193 to 1581 code for a protein of 462 amino acids. Gene Ontology annotation, biological process: translation; translational elongation. NCBI's taxonomy places the organism in Eukaryota, Metazoa, Chordata, Actinopteri, Salmoniformes, Salmonidae. Gene Ontology annotation, molecular function: GTP binding; translation elongation factor activity; GTPase activity.
UGGCCCUGUGUCUAGGGCACUUGGGGUAUAUAAUACGAACGAUCUCGGAAGGGGUAUGAGCAUUGAACGCAAUUGCGUAACCCCCUCCUGUCUGCGAUAAACAGAUCAGCAUCUCGUCACAGUCUCAUUCAGCACCGGACUUGACUCAUUCGUUUGCGCAGACUCUCUCACUGUCACUUUAACCAGUCAGCCAUGGGCAAGGAGAAGCUCCACAUCAACAUUGUGGUGAUCGGACACGUGGACUCUGGCAAGUCCACCACCACUGGCCACCUGAUCUACAAGUGCGGUGGCAUUGACAAGAGGACCAUCGAAAAGUUUGAGAAGGAGGCUGCUGAGAUGGGGAAGGGCUCCUUUAAGUAUGCCUGGGUGCUGGACAAGCUGAAGGCAGAGAGGGAGCGUGGCAUCACCAUUGACAUCUCACUGUGGAAGUUUGAGACCAGCAAGUACUACGUCACCAUUAUCGACGCCCCCGGACACAGGGACUUCAUCAAGAACAUGAUCACUGGAACCUCCCAGGCAGACUGUGCCGUGCUGAUUGUGGCAGCCGGUGUGGGUGAAUUCGAGGCCGGCAUCUCAAAGAACGGGCAGACCCGCGAGCACGCCCUCCUGGCCUACACCCUGGGGGUCAAGCAGCUGAUCGUGGGCAUCAACAAGAUGGAUUCCACUGAGCCCAACUACAGCCAGAAGCGUUAUGAGGAGAUUGUGAAGGAAGUCAGCACCUACAUCAAGAAGAUUGGCUACAACCCGGAUACGGUAGCCUUUGUUCCCAUCUCUGGCUGGAACGGAGACAACAUGCUGGAGGCCAGUCCUAAUAUGACCUGGUUUAAGGGAUGGAAGAUCACCAGGAAGGAUGGCAGUUCGUCCGGGACCACCCUGCUGGAAGCUCUGGAUGCUAUUCAGCCCCCGUCCCGCCCCACCGACAAGCCCCUCCGCCUACCCCUGCAGGAUGUCUACAAGAUUGGAGGUAUUGGCACAGUGCCUGUGGGUCGUGUGGAGACGGGCAUGAUCAAGCCAGGCAUGGUGGUGACCUUUGCCCCUGUUAAUGUGACCACUGAGGUGAAGUCUGUUGAGAUGCACCACGAGGCCCUGACCGAAGCAAUGCCCGGUGACAACGUGGGCUUCAACGUCAAGAAUGUGUCCGUCAAGGACAUUCGCCGUGGCAAUGUGGCCGGAGACAGCAAGAACGACCCCCCAAUGGAGGCAGCAGUCUUCACUGCUCAGGUGAUCAUCCUGAACCACCCAGGUCAGAUCAGUGCUGGCUAUGCCCCAGUGCUGGACUGCCACACUGCCCACAUCGCCUGCAAGUUUGCUGAGCUCAAGGAGAAGAUUGACCGUCGCUCAGGCAAGAAGCUGGAGGACAACCCAAAGGCUCUGAAGUCUGGAGAUGCCGCCAUUGUGGACAUGGUCCCGGGAAAGCCCAUGUGUGUGGAGAGCUUCUCAGAGUACCCUCCACUGGGUCGUUUUGCAGUGCGUGACAUGCGCCAGACUGUGGCAGUCGGGGUAAUCAAGGCUGUUGAGAAGAAAGCCCCCUCCACUGGUAAGGUCACCAAGUCUGCCCAAAAGGCCCAGAAGACCAAAUGAAUGUUGUGCUGUGCUGCUGACUCAAGAGUCACCCAUAGCAGGACAGUAGUCACCCAACCCCACCCCCCUAUUGGCUGCUUCAACUCCAUAGUCAAAGACUGGUUAAUAAUCACAAUGCAUCGCAAAAGUAUCAGAAGGAAAGAAACAAAUAUUAAGCCUAGUCCUUAAGACAGUGUUUGUUCCCCCUCUCAUUUCAAAGUGGUUAGAUUCAUGUGUAUUUAUUUACGUUGUAAUAGCACAUUGCUAGUUUUAAACGUGUACUGUUAAAUAUGUGAAUGACCAUGUUCCCCAUGUGUGAGAUAUUGUAACCAUAGAGGGGCGUGUAAACUGCCACCCCCUUCCUCUCUGUACUGCAGUUAUAAGUCACUCUUCACGUGGUCUGUUGUCUUGCUUUUAGUGUUUGUAAACUACCUGGUGCUUUAUAGUAGCCUUUGGUAAUUAACUCUUACAAGUAGAAAAUUAUUUCUCUAAAGUGUAUGUUGUGUUAUAUAUAUAUAUAUAUAUAUAUUGUUGUACUCUAGGCACACUGAGUAUACCAAUAGUUGACUCUCCAAUCACUUUUAAUUGGCGUUUUGCUAUCUUUGCACUGGAAAACUUUUAAUUGGCAGAAGCUGUUGCACCUUACUCUGUUCGAGAUGGCACAAGACUCGUCAUGACAUUAAAAGAUAAUUUAACCCUU